CAAGCAAGAUGUAAUUGCGAACCUUCUGCCCAUCGACGCUUAACGUUGACUGCCAGUAGACGCCUUUUACAUUUGACCACUAUUAAUGUGGCUGUCUGAACUUUCCAGUGUUCAUUUUCAUUUGGAACUUCCCAAACAAAAGUUACUUGAGACAAAAGGCUUUCUCCACUCUAUGCUUGUCAAAUACGGUGUCUUAUCAUAUAAAUAUCAUAAGUUUUACAUGCAUACUUGCAAAUAAUGCACAACAGGUACACUUAAACUAAGACAGAAAUCUAGAGUAAGAGAGAGAGAGAUGGAAAUAAUGGAGGGCGUAGUGAUAGUUGGAGGAGGAAUAGCAGGAGUGGCCACUGCAGUGGCAUUGAAGAGAGUUGGGGUUCGAGCUUUGGUGUUAGAGAAAUCAGAUGGGUUACGAGCCACUGGUGCUGGCUUGACCCUCAUGCCAAAUGCUUGGCUCGCCCUCGAUGCUCUUGGCGUUUCUCAUAAGCUUAUUCCCCUUUAUUCUUCUCCCUUAGUGGGAUCUAUAACCAAUGUUUCUAAUGGAGCUGUUCAAGAGGUCGCAUUCCCUGUAAAUGAAGGAGGACCUAGAACAGUUCAUCGCAAAGCUCUAUUAGAGGCAUUAGCAGAGGAACUGCCAGCUGAUUCAAUAUGAUUUUCUGCCAAGUUCACUUCCAUUGAGAUGCAAGAACAAGGAGGUGUUUCAAUUCCUGUUUUACAUUUGGAAGAUGGAACUACCAUCAAAUCAAAGGUUUUGAUAGGGUGUGAUGGGGUGCAUUCUGCGGUUGCACGGUGGCUUGGACUUUCUGCACCAAUCCAUUCAGGCAGAUCAGCUGUGCGCGGAUUGGCUGUUUACCCACAAGGCCAUGGAUUCAAGCAAGAAAUGAAGCAGUUUGUGGAUGUAGGCAUAAGGGCUGGUCUAAUUCCUUUAAAUGACAAAGAGCUGUACUGGGGUUUAUCUUGCCUUGAAGGAGAAAGCAUGCCAAGAGAUCCAGAACUAAUACAAAAGGCAGUCAUAGACAAGUAUGCAAAAUAUUUUCCUUCGGAAUUCUUGGACGUAGUUCGGCACGCUGAUCUCUCAACAAUAACAUGGGCACCAUUGAUGUUGAGGCAUCCAUGGAAUGUGAUAUUUGGAAACCUAAGCAGAGGAAGCGUGACAGUAGCUGGUGAUGCCAUGCACCCGAUGACACCUGACCUAGGACAAGGUGGGUGUUCAGCACUAGAGGAUGCUGUCGUCCUGGGCAGACACAUUGGCAACUCGUUCAUAAAAAACGGAAGACUUGUUGAAAAGGAUAUGCCUCGAGCCAUUGAUGGGUAUGUUAAAGAGAGAAGGUGGAGAGCUGCUGGGUUGAUAACAGGGUCAUAUCUGUCAGGAUGGGUUCAACAGAGUGGGUCUAAUUGGUGGAUGAAGUUCUUAAGAGAUUUCAUAUUCUACGGUUUCCUCUUUCGCAAGGUAUUCAAUUCUGUAGUUUAUGAUUGUGGGAAACUGCCUACUGCUUCUGAUGAUCAACUGCACUCCGGUAAUAAAAUAGACUAGAUUUUCAUCCACAAAUUGCUCAUCUGGAUCCGUUUGAAUUAGAGUUUUGGCUUUGGUGUCUUUAUGCAUUUUAUUUUUGUGAUUUGGUAACUUUGUUUUGUUUAUUUUAGUUCAGUAUGUUUUUGGAUGAUAUGCAAAUUAAUACAAAUCAGAGAAAAAUAUUUUGCGCGUC
Molecule: messenger RNA, 1703 nt
Organism: Ricinus communis (castor bean)
Lineage: Eukaryota; Viridiplantae; Streptophyta; Magnoliopsida; Malpighiales; Euphorbiaceae
Product: monooxygenase 2
Exons: 5
Molecular function (GO): FAD binding
Source: RefSeq, a predicted model, not a curated record